AAAGUAAAUGUUUACCAAGUUCUGUUGCGUUAGUCUACUCACCAAUUGAUUUUUUCUACAGACUGAAAAUCCCUUGCAGCGUUGAUUGACUAAUCAACGCUCAAUUGUGUAUAAGAAGAAGGUGAAGCUUUUAGUUAUAGAAAUCCCAUUUCAAUCCCCCAACAAUCUCUCCUUGGGAGCUAGCAACUCAAGCACAAACCAGCAUAGUUAAUUUGGUUAAUUUGCAGUUUGAGUUGAGCUUUUUUUAUUAAUCCCAUAAGAGUUGUUAUGAUAAGAUUUCUAGGUUUGUGUCUCUUUGUUUCACUACUAUGUACUGUUCCGUUCGCCGAGGCGAGAAUUCGUAGAUACAAGUGGGAGGUGAAGUAUGAGUACCAGUAUCCUGAUUGCUACAAGAAACUGGUUAUAGCCAUAAAUGGAAGAACCCCAGGACCCUCAAUCGUAGCACAGCAAUAUGAUACAAUCAUAGUGGAGCUAACGAACAGUUUGUUAACUGAGAAUGUUGCGAUCCAUUGGCACGGAAUCAGACAGAAAGGAACACCUUGGUUUGAUGGAACAGAAGGAGUGACUCAAUGUCCAAUUUUGGCGGGAGACACCUUCACAUACCAGUUUGUUGUUGAUAGGCCUGGGACAUAUUUGUACCAUGCACACUAUGGUAUGCAGAGAGAAGCCGGGCUGUAUGGAUCAAUCCGCGUAUCACUUCCUGAUGGAGAAUCCGAGCCCUAUUCGUAUGACUAUGAUCGAAGCAUCAUCCUUAAUGAUUGGUACCACAAAAGCGCAUCUGAACAAGCCACUGGCUUGUCCUCUAUUCCCUUCGUUUGGGUUGGAGAGCCUCAGUCAAUCUUAAUACAAGGAAGAGGAAGGUUCAAUUGCUCUUCUCCAAGUGUAGAAUCCGGUUCUUGUAACGCGACAAAUCCAGAAUGUUCCCCCUAUGUACUGACAGUAGUUCCAGGAAAAACAUAUAGACUAAGGAUUAGUAGCCUCACCGCGCUAUCAGCUCUUAGUUUUGAAAUAGAGGGUCACAACAUGACAGUGGUUGAAGCUGAUGGUCACAAUGUGGAGCCAUUUGUUAUAAAGAACAUAUUCGUUUACUCCGGUGAGACAUACUCUGUCCUCAUAAUAGCCGAUCAAGACCCUUCGCGAAAUUAUUGGGCAAGUGCGGCAGUUGUUGGGAGGAACAGAACAACUCCAAAUGGCUUAGCCAUUUUCAAUUACUACCCAAACCAUCCUAGAAGGUCUCCUCCAACAGUUCCACCUUCGGGCCCUAAUUGGAACGAUGCCAAUCCAAGAAUGGCGCAGAGCCUUGCAAUCAGGGCGCGACAAGGUUUCAUUGACACUCCUCCUAAUAUAACAGAUAGAAUGAUUGUGUUCCUAAACACACAAAAUGAGGUCAAUGGCCACAGGAGGUGGUCCGUCAAUAAUGUCUCCUUCGAAUUUCCCCAUACACCAUACCUAACCGCGCUAAAGAAGAAUUUGUUACAUGGAAUUGAUCUAAACCAUCCUCCUAAUGGUUAUGAUUUUGUGAAUUACGACAUUUAUAGUGUCGCGGACAAUGCGAAUGCCACUACUAGCAACUCCAUCUAUAGGCUGCAGUUUAAUACAACAGUGGACAUUAUUCUUCAAAACGCAAACACAAUGAACAAAAACGACAGUGAGACACAUCCGUGGCACCUCCACGGACACGAUUUUUGGGUACUUGGCUAUGGCAAAGGCAAGUUUGACAUGUUCAAUGAUCCAAAGAAGUACAAUUUGGUUAAUCCAAUCAUGAAGAACACAGUGCCUGUUCAUCCUUAUGGGUGGACCGCUUUGCGGUUUCGCAGUGAUAAUCCAGGUGUGUGGGCUUUCCAUUGCCAUAUUGAGGCCCAUUUCCAUAUGGGCAUGGGUGUGGUGUUUGAAGAAGGGAUAGAGAAGGUGGGACAAUUGCCAACAUCUAUUAUGGGAUGUGGUGAAAGUUGAAACCAAAGGUUUCCAAAGGCCAUAGAUAUCUUCAUAUAAUUGUAUUGUAUGUUUUUUUUUUUUUUGGAAUGAUUUUUUUUUUUUGAAUUGGUCAGUUUGUUGUCAUUUAGAUUAUCAGCAACUUAAAAUUACCAAUAGAUCAAUGUUACUACUUGUAUUAUUCUUGUAAA
Messenger RNA from Cornus florida, 2123 nucleotides. RefSeq names its product L-ascorbate oxidase-like. NCBI's taxonomy places the organism in Eukaryota, Viridiplantae, Streptophyta, Magnoliopsida, Cornales, Cornaceae. The record is from RefSeq and is a predicted model, not a curated record. Bases 268 to 1953 code for a protein of 561 amino acids. Gene Ontology annotation, molecular function: copper ion binding; oxidoreductase activity. Gene Ontology annotation, cellular component: extracellular region. The transcript has 5 exons.